GCUGGAUUGGACGCAAAUCCAAGGUCUUCGCCACAUGCAGCUGGGGAAGACAAGCAGCUCCGAGAAAUCGCCUGAGCUCGAGUCCUUGCUAAGCCGCUAUCAAGACCUGUUCAAGGACGAACUCGGCACAGUAAAAGUAUCGCCCUUCAGCUCAGAAUGUGGACGCUGAUUGCUUGUCGCGCCUUCCACUUCAGCAACCUGGCAGGGAUGCGGCCGAAGAAAAUUUUUUGCUUUUGCGUUUAGACAGCAUGCCUGUCUGCAGUAAACAAAUCGCAGAAGAAACUGCACGUGAUCCAGUUUUUCGUCAAGUAGUACAGCACAUUUUGUCAGGCUGGCCGACUAACGUGUCUGCAGACCUGAAACCAUUCUUCUACAGGAAGCUAGAGCUUUCUUUAUAUCAAGGUUGUGUCAUGCUAGGAAUACGUGUUGUGGUACCACAAAAGUUUCGUCAAUUUGUCCUAGAUGAAUUGCAUGAGGGACAUCCGGGAGUGGUGCGCACGAAGGAGUUGGCAAGAAGCUAUGUGUGGUGGCCAAACAUCGACCAUGACAUAGAGAGAUGUGUUGCCGCUUGUCAAACAUGCGCUGAGACACGCAGUUUACCAGUGAAAGCACCGCUCCAUCCUUGGUCCUGGCCGACGCGUCCAUGGCAACGCCUGCACGUCGAUUUUGCAGGUCCCAUAAAAGGUGUUUCAUACUUAGUGGUAGUCGACGCUCAUUCGAAGUGGCCAGAAGUAUGUCCCAUGACCACUACUACUUCAGAAGCAACCAUAGCAUGUAUUCAUGAACUUUUCUGCAGAUUUGGUUUUCCGGAAACAGUGGUGUCCGACAACGGAAGCCAGUUCAUCUCUGCAGAAUUCCAAGUCUACCUCAAGCAAAGGGGUAUAAGACACGUACGUACCGCACCGUAUCAUCCAAGCAGCAACGGCUUGGCGGAACGUUUUGUCCAAACUUUGAAGGCAGCGCUUCGAAAGACCAAUCCGAGGAUAGCGACUGCGGAAAUAGCAGACUUCCUUUUGGCGUAUCGUAAUACGCCUCAUGCUACGACAGGGGAAGCUCCUUCCACCUUGCUCCUGGGACGGCGCCUACGGACAAGGCUAGACCUGGUGCGACCAUCGGUCGAGAACAAAGUGUCACAGCGCCAAUUUCGUCAGACAAGGCGUCACCCGUGUCGUGAGAAAAUCUUCGGUGUUGGUGAUGACGUUCGGGUGCGCAACCUUCGACCUGGACCAAAGUGGCUCUGUGCAACAGUUCUCGCGCGUACGGGACCUGUGUCAUACCGUUUAAGUGUCAUGACUCCACGUGGUGUUUUCCAGUGGGUGCGUCACCAAAACCACAUCCGCAAGGGUAACGCCGACACCACUGACUUCGAGCUACCCUUCGUGAGAAGACAUCAAGAACCUCCAGUACAGGUCCCAGCUGCCGACUCUUCAACCGAUAACGGCACCACGGCGACAAUUCAGCGUGAACCGGUGGAGCCUUCAAACUCUGCAAACGAACAUCGUUACCCACAGAGACAGCGCCGCCCACCUGAUCGCUAUGUGCCAUAAACUGUCGCGGUUAUACCCGUGUUUCCAAAAUAAGUGUGGGGGAUGUCGCAUAUCUGUACACGUGUACUUGCGUCAUAGCGUGAUAGCGUUUCCUUGCUGUCACGCGGCCCAUAUCGCGAUCAAAUCACCCUCGCCCACUAUGUGUAUAUAAUCGCUGGCUUCAAGGCUGGGUGUGCAUUUUGUCCUUGUAUUCCUUGGCUGUAAUUCUGCCACUUUUAAGUUGCCACCAUGCAAUAAAGCAUGUUCAAGUACAGUCUGCCUCUUCGUUCAUGGAAGCCCCGGAA
This is a messenger RNA of Dermacentor silvarum, 1831 nucleotides long. RefSeq lists its product as uncharacterized. The transcript has 2 exons. The record is from RefSeq and is a predicted model, not a curated record. Lineage: Eukaryota; Metazoa; Arthropoda; Arachnida; Ixodida; Ixodidae. Gene Ontology annotation, molecular function: nucleic acid binding. Bases 249 to 1547 code for a protein of 432 amino acids. Gene Ontology annotation, biological process: DNA integration.